AUGUCCGCCGAUCUCCAAUGGUUGCUCAUCCGAAAAUGGAACUCUUUCCAAGUCAAGGGAGGUAACGGACCUUCUUUCUCCAAAGAGAAGGGAAACCUCCUCAACAAACACUCCCACAAAUACUCUGGUCUCGCCAACACCAAAGUAAUCAACAUCUACGGUACCCCCGAAGGUGGAAUUACCGUCACCAAAGUCAAGGCCGAUGCUAAGCCCAACCAAGUCGCUUCUGCCAGAUCUCACGUUUCUCUCCGAAAGUCCACCGGUCCUCGAAGAGCCAACAAGAUCGCCGCUGCUGAGACCGCCGGUAAAGGAUACCGAGCUGACCUCCGAAAGGCCGCCGUCGCUAGAGCUUCUGCCCUUUCCCGAGCUGCUACCCGAUCAGUCAACCCCCCCAAAUCUUUCCCCACCAAACAAAGAGGAAAGAAGGCUCAACAAGCUACUUCCGCCUCAAAGAAGGAGGAUGACGUUAUUGAGCUCGAUUAA
Messenger RNA from Kwoniella shivajii, 483 nucleotides. RefSeq lists its product as uncharacterized. The transcript is spliced from 4 exons. Gene Ontology annotation, biological process: translation. Gene Ontology annotation, cellular component: cytosolic large ribosomal subunit; ribosome. Bases 1 to 483 code for a protein of 160 amino acids. NCBI's taxonomy places the organism in Eukaryota, Fungi, Basidiomycota, Tremellomycetes, Tremellales, Cryptococcaceae. Gene Ontology annotation, molecular function: structural constituent of ribosome. The record is from RefSeq and is a predicted model, not a curated record.